Molecule: messenger RNA, 639 nt
Organism: Kwoniella botswanensis
Lineage: Eukaryota; Fungi; Basidiomycota; Tremellomycetes; Tremellales; Cryptococcaceae
Exons: 4
Coding region: 1-639 (212 amino acids)
Biological process (GO): tRNA import into mitochondrion; intracellular protein transport; protein import into mitochondrial matrix
Cellular component (GO): mitochondrial outer membrane; mitochondrial outer membrane translocase complex
Molecular function (GO): transmembrane protein transporter activity
Source: RefSeq, a predicted model, not a curated record
AUGUCCGCCUCUACACCCAUUCGAAUCGCAGGUGCUACUGCUGCCGUAGCUCUGACCGGUUUCCUAGGUUAUGCAGUCUACUUUGAUUAUAUGAGAAGACAUUCUCCCGAGUUCAGAAAAGGAUUGAAGAAACAACAUAAGAAAUUGGCGGUAGCUGCUGAAGCUCAAUCUAAAGCUGAGAAAGAGAGGAAUUCAAAGUUACUCCGACAAGCACUUGUCGAGAUCCAAUUAGAAGCCUUACCAAGUUCACCAGAACAACAGGAAGCUUACUUCCAAGAACAAGUUGCAGAAGGUGAAAAGACAGCUACGAUGGGACCCGAAUAUCACGUCAAAUCAGCUUCUCACUUCUAUAGAGCUUUGAGAGUUUAUCCUCAACCUUUGGAACUUUUAGGAAUCUACCAAAGAGUCGUCCCUCCGCCCGUUUGGGCUCUACUCAUCGAACUCACCUCACUGUCCGGUGCAUCAGCCGCAUCUUCGUCAGGUCCAGCAUCAACCGCUAUUCCCCCUCCUCCUCAAGCUUCCGUAGCUGACAUCGACGAUGCGUCGCCUGUAGUCGGAGAGGCACCAAGCCCAACUAGUGCCAGUGCAAGUCAAGGGAGUGGAACGGAUUGGGAGAAAGUGAGCGAGGAGGCGGCUUAA